UGUCUUUCGGAACAAAAAAAAUCUCAGAAACAUUGUAUAUUUUGCAUACACAGACGAAAGACAGAGAAUCAAAGAGAAAAGCAUUAUAGCAAAACAGAAAAACGCGAAAUCGGAGACAAAAGAGAGCAAAACAAGUCGAACGUUGUUGUUGUUGCUGUAAAUUAUACUCGUAAUAGAGAGAGCGUUGUUAUUGGUUUUUGGAAAAGAAAAAAAAAAGAAAGUAAAGGCAAGAAUAAAAAUGUCUGUAGCUGUUUCGAACUCGCCUGUGUUCUCACCCUCAUCGUCUUUGUUCUGCAACAAGACCUCGAUAAUCACAGCUUCCCCAGAAGCGUUAACUCUAACGUUAAGCCAUCUAAAGCCUUCACCAUGUUCUUCAUCUUCGUCUGCUCCCUCUUCGCCUUCUUCACCUUUUAGGCUUCGGUUUCCGAAACCACCAACUGGGCUUUCUUCUUCUUCAUCUUCUGUUUCGGUUUCGACUUCAGGGUCUUCAUCGCCGAAUUCGGUGCUGAAGAGGAAGAGGCCGGCGAGGCUUGAUAUUCCAGUGGCUUCGAUGUGUUUUGGGGCACCGGCUACGCCAUCGAUGGCGGCGAGGGAGGUGGUGGAGGAAGAAGUAAAUGGGUAUUCUGUGUAUUGUAAGAGAGGGAGGAGAGAAGCUAUGGAAGAUCGCUACUCGGCUCUACUUAAUCUUCAAGGAGAUUCUAAACAGGCUUUCUUUGGUAUAUUUGAUGGCCAUGGAGGUGCAAAAGCUGCUGAGUUUGCGGCAGAAAACUUGGAUAAGAACAUAAUAGAUGAAGUGAUGACAAGGGGUGAAAAUGAAAUUGACGAAGCCGUUAAGCAAGGUUACCUGAACACAGACUCCGAUUUCUUGAAGGAGGAUAUGCGAGGUGGCUCGUGCUGUGUAACAGCAUUGAUUAGGAAAGGGAACCUUGUUGUAUCCAAUGUUGGUGACUGUCGUGCUGUUUUGAGCAGAGGUGGUGUUGCUGAGGCACUUACCUCUGAUCAUCGUCCUUCGAGGAAAGACGAAAAGGAAAGAAUUGAGACCCUGGGUGGCUAUGUUGAUUUCUGCCAUGGAGUAUGGAGAAUUCAGGGAUCUCUGGCUGUAUCUAGAGGGAUUGGAGACCGACACCUUAAGCAAUGGGUAAUAGCAGAGCCAGAUACAAAAGUUCUUAGAAUCAUACCAGAAUAUGAGUUCUUAAUCUUAGCAUCCGAUGGAUUAUGGGAUAAGGUUAGUAAUCAGGAAGCAGUAGAUAUUGCUCGUCCUUUGUGCAUAGAUACGCCACAACCAUUGACUGCCUGUAAAAUGCUUGCGGAUCUUUCUGCUUCACGAGGGUCUUCUGAUGAUAUAAGCGUGAUGCUAAUUCAAUUGGGGCGCUAUAUUUAACAUUCCCGUCAUUACAGAGUAGGAAAUUAAACUAACAUUAUAGGUUGAGGGAAUUUGGCUUUGCCCUCCCUUGAUUACAAUUCAUUCUUUGUACUAUUCAGUUGUCAUACGUGGUUUGUUCACAAUGGAGAUAGUGGUGGUGGUGGUGGAUAUUUGAUUAUUUAGAGUAGCCCAAUUUAUUGGAGAUAUUUGACAUAUUUAGGAGAUUUUAUUUUACAAUUAGAGCUGAAGAAAACAGUCAGAUACUUUGUAUUAUUGUAUUUAUUCAUUUAAUUUAAAUAACCUUCAUUCCUUUAA
Messenger RNA from Quercus robur (English oak), 1678 nucleotides. RefSeq names its product probable protein phosphatase 2C 25. Lineage: Eukaryota; Viridiplantae; Streptophyta; Magnoliopsida; Fagales; Fagaceae. The record is from RefSeq and is a predicted model, not a curated record. Bases 239 to 1381 code for a protein of 380 amino acids. Gene Ontology annotation, molecular function: protein serine/threonine phosphatase activity; cation binding. Gene Ontology annotation, biological process: protein dephosphorylation. The transcript is spliced from 4 exons.